AUGGAGAACAAAGACGUCUUUGAUGCUAGGACCACAAUGCUCUCGCCACCAGAGCCAACACUCCAGGACAGCUUCUCUCGCAAACCAUCUGGACACUCAAUGGACUUCGUCAUGACCGGACUUCACCCAAUGCCAAUUGUCAGAGGUCAAGCUCCUCUCUCGCCGCCAAUAUCACCAGAGACGAAGCUCAUCAACCCUGAGAGCCCAGCUUCGAUCAACGUUCGAGACCCGAUCCUCUUCCCUCAUCAAGAUUCAUCCUCUCAACCUCCGCUAUUCACCAGCGAUCCUCAUCGAGUCGUGGACGAACAUGUGGCUGCAAGAGAGUUGAGCACAUUCAGAGAAUUCUCGCCCCCUCGUCGAGUCGAAUACGAACUUGCGCUUGAGUUCAAGUCGCGGAUUGCGGAGGCGUACAACGUGGACAGGAAACGAUGGGCUCGUAGGGAAUUCGCACAACUGAAGGAGGAUAACAUGCUGAAGCACGGAGGCAAGCGAUAUACUGCAAUUGCUCCUGCCUCUGGUAAUCGGAAUGGUCAGAGAGCCAUCAAGCCACCUCGUCCUACCGUAAUCAAGACAAUUAGGACUCCCAAGGCAACCGUACCAAGGGGAACCACACCAGAGUCAAGCAAGAGAGUCGCACGUGAGGACAAAGACUUCAGCUCUCUUCCUGACUUUUGCCCACCUCUCUCCAGCCUUCCGAACAAGCCAAAUUCUCUCAAGGUUGAUUGGAAAGGCGCUCCGAUUGAUCUGAAAUUUGAUCCUCACGCACACCUUCUCCACCCCGACGAAAUCGCCCUUGCCGCUAAUCUGCGUCUCGAUUGCGCCACUUACCUCACCUCGAAGCGACGAAUUUUCAUCAAGAGAAUCGAAGCUUUCCAAAUUGGUAAAGAGUUCAGAAAGACUGAUGCUCAACAGGCUUGCAAGAUUGACGUCAACAAGGCAAGCAAGUUGUGGCAGGCAUUCGACAAGGUCGGCUGGUUGGACCCUAAGUGGAUCAAGAAGCACCUCAACUAA
Molecule: messenger RNA, 1011 nt
Organism: Mollisia scopiformis
Lineage: Eukaryota; Fungi; Ascomycota; Leotiomycetes; Helotiales; Mollisiaceae
Exons: 1
Coding region: 1-1011 (336 amino acids)
Biological process (GO): chromatin remodeling; regulation of transcription by RNA polymerase II
Cellular component (GO): nucleus; SAGA-type complex
Molecular function (GO): transcription coactivator activity; protein binding; chromatin binding
Source: RefSeq, a predicted model, not a curated record